AGAGUGUGAAGCUGAAAGCAUUUCUGAUUGGGCUUUUGAUGAAAAUUGUCUGUUCUGUUGCUUGAGAAGAGAUAAAGUAAAGAUGCCUGCAGGAUGGUUGCCAUUUUCCUUCAGCUUAUGAAGUUGCAGGUCUGCUUCGUUAAGAAGCUAAGAAAAUGUGUGUAUGUGGGGGACUGCUGGAAUACUUACCAUUUGAUAGGGAUUGUAUUAAACAUUUAAUUGUUUGGAAUAUUAACAACUUAAUACUAAGUAUUUGUCUUUUUUUUUUUUUAAAAAAAAGGAUUUACUUACUUUCAGUAGUAAAACCAACAACUGUACAUUACCCUCAUUACACAAAAGCACCAGCCAGGGGGAGAUAAAGGCACUGAUGGUGCUCAGUCAUGGAUCUAGUAUUCAUAUGAGAAGCCCUUGAUCAGCGGGCAGCUGGCUGAAGAUCUCUAUUUUAACACUAAUGGCAAGAGUCUUAAGACUCUUUUAGUUUGGUUUGGUGUUUUUCAAGACAGGGGUUCUCUAUGAAACAAUCCUGGCUGUUCUAUAACUUGCUUUUAGACCAGGCUGGCCUCAAACUCACUGAGAUUCACCUGCCUCUAAAGUGCUGGGACUAAGACGUGUGCCACCGCUGCCUGACUGUCUUACUACUCUUCACAGAUGUUCCUAGAGACUUUAUCCGAUCAUGGAGUUUUCAGUUUCUUAUUUUUAAAAAUAUUUAUGUUAAUGUCUCUACCUCUCUGAAAUCCUAAUUCUUGUAGAGUCAUUUGUGUUGAACCAUUACUUCCUUGUGUUUCAGUUCUUCACAUACUCUCUUUUCAGAUGUAUUAAACAAUCCCUCCCAAAUUAAAAAGAGCUUCAGUGUAUUUCAGCCUUUAAACCUGGUUGAUUUCCUACUCAUUAACUUGGUAGUCUGCUUAUCCAAACUGAAGAUAGCAUUUAUAUACAAUACAGCAAAAAAUGUAUUUACUUUGUUUAUAUAAAGAACAGUAAUUUAAGAUUCUCUCUUAGAUAAUUGACCUUAAAGUAUAUGAACAUUUAAAGUGGUGGAGCCGUUUUAUCUAGGACUUGCUGGCAUUUAAAAUAAUCAGAUGAAGGAAAUUGGCAUUUAAAUCAGUGAAUUGCAUCUUGUCAGCUCUUUUUAGCUUAUUACUUAAAAUGUCAGGAAGCCGUGGGUAACAGGCAUGGCUGUAGCUAUGGAAUCAUAACCCCAGAAGACUGUUCUAACAUAAUUACUACACCACUUGUGUAUAUACACUUGCUUUUAUUGCCUAGGUUUUUGUAGUGUGCCCUGUGGUAUGAAAUCGUAACAGUUGCACCUGCAUUUAGAUAAUAAGGCACAUAGUAGGUAUGUAUUUAGGUAGGAGUAGCUUUCAAAAGUCAUCCUUUCACUUUUGUGUUACACUGGGGGAACCCGGGCUGCUUUAUUCUUCUACAUGAAACCUAUCAUUUGAUUUUCCAUUUCCUUUUCUUUCAUUCCCUCGAGAAAAUAAGAAGCCAUUUAAGCUUCUCUCUCCAGUCUUACCUCCCCAGAUGUAGGGUGACAAAUGUUAGACUUAUAAAAGAAAUGGUAAGAAAUGUUCGACCUUACUAUUUAAAAUUUAACUUUAUUAACAGUUUAUUGCUGUGAGUGCUGACUUCCAUGCUGAUAUAAGUUUCUUGCAUUGUUUAUUCAGUGACACCUUUGCUAUUCCAGGGACCCCUGGGGCUAUAUUUGUUUUAAAUCUGGGAGAAGUUUCACCUUUCUAUCAGGUCAACAAAAUGUGCUCUGUCACUAAGUCUUGCCCAAGUUAAAAGAAGAGACUGUAUAUGCAACAGAACUUGCAUGUGCCUGUAAGACCUUAAAGUAUUUACUAUGUGACCCUUAACAGAACACUUCUUACCUUCAGUGGAACAUUUACUCCAGUGACACAUUUGGAACCUAGUAUCUUUACUACCCUGAAACUAAUUUUCAGUCGUCUUUCAAAAUUGAGGUAAUAGUUUAUACAGUAAAGCUAAUUCAAAGAGUAGGGUUAGUUGAUUUUGGUAAAAGUUAUAUAUAUAUAUCCCACCAGCUUCGUGACAGUUCCACUUAUCCUGAUGUUUUUCCCCUUGCUCCUUUGUAGUUAGUCCCUUCCCCAGACUUCCAGACUUGUGUAAUCACUAGAGUUUUAUCUUUCCUAGAACUAUGUAUGAUCCUGCAUUUUCAAGACCCCUAAUUGUUUUUAUGUAUAAUGUUCUGUUCCUUUUUAUUUUAUUGUAGUUUUCCUUAGCAUAGACAUGGCACAGUUUAGCUCAUCGUUUCUUUGUAACAUAUUUUAUGUAUAUGAGUGUCUGUCCUGCAUGUAUGUGUGUGUAACACAUGUGUGCCUAGUGACUGCAGGGGUCCAAAGAAAGUAUCAGAUACCCUGGAACUGGAGUUACAGACUGUUGUGAGCUGCCAUAUGAUGCUUGGAACUCAGCCUUCAUUCUCCGCAAGAACAGGACACUUAGUCGGUCUGGAUGAGCCAGCUUCCGGAGCUGGGCAAGAAGCUUUGCUUAAACAAGAGCACGCAAAAGUCACUCGACUCCAGAGACAAGCAGAAGAGUUCCUCAAUGCAGUCUUUUAUAGAAAAGACAGUCCCUGGGUCUCCGGCCCCAAAAUUCCCCUAGUGGCCCGUGAGAUCAUGCAGCGAAUGAUCCAACAAUUUGCUGCUGAAUAUACCUCAAAAAAUAGCUCUACUCAGGACCCCAGCCAGCCCAAUAGCACAAAGAACCAAAGCCUGCCGAAAGCAUCUCCAGUCACCACCUCUCCCACGGCUGCAACUACUCAGAACCCCGUGCUCAGCAAACUUCUCAUGGCUGACCAAGACUCACCUCUGGACCUUACUGUCAGAAAGUCUCAGUCAGAACCUAGUGAACAAGACGGUGUACUUGAUUUAUCUACUAAGAAAAGCCCAUGUGCUAGCAGCACUUCCCUGAGCCAUUCUUCAGGCUGCUCCAGUACUCAAGGGAACGGUAAGAAUUCAACAGAGGCAUCAGCAGUUGAUUCUAACCAUCCAUCGAAGCCCCCACUGGAGAAGUUUAUGGUCAAACUGUGCACACAUCAUCAGAAGCAAUUCAUUCGUGUCCUGAGUGACCUAUACACUGAAUCUCAGCCAGGUACUGAGGACCUGCAGCCUUUAGAUUCCACAGUGAUGGAUGUCUCCACUUGCAAUGCAGAUUGUGCCCAGCUGAGCUGCAGACAAGAUGAAACGGAUGAUGUGUGUCUCGAUGGGAAGUCUCCUGCUUCUGUAAAUUUGUUCUUAGACUCCUCGGGUUCUCCUAGCUCUCUGAGUGUGACUGAACAAACCAUGAAGGAACCACCUCCUGAGACAGACUCUGUAGAUGGAAUAGAGAAUGCCUUGACCAUUGUCCACAAAGAUUCCUCUGAACUUCCAGACAUUCAACCUAACUCCAGAAGAUCAGCAGACAGUCCCGCUGUGGAAUGCCUCACUACAUUGGAUUCUUCCUCUUUUAACUCCCUCCACAGUUCCAAAAGCUUAGAGGGGCAAACCACUGGACAGGAACAAGACAUCAGCAUGAAACCCUGUGAGGAUGGUGAAGACCAUGCCCCAGCCUCAGUCGAAAGUCUGACUGCAGUGGAUGUGGCAGCUGAGAAUACUGAAGAAGGUGGUAGCUGUAUUGUUUCUCAAAGAAACUCAUUCAAAGCUUUAUCAGAAGAGAAAUGGGACUCAGGGUUUAUGGGAAACUCAUCUAGUACUGCAGACAAAGAGAAUACUUUACAGUGUGGCUCAAAAACAUCCUUACACCAGGAUUUAGAGGCAGAUGAACAAGAUGCAAGGCCAAAGCAAGAGAACCAUCUUCAUUCACUAGGUAGAAACAAGGUGGGUUACCAGACAUACCCCAGCGACCAGAGCCAUUUUGAUCAUUCCAAAGGUGAUUGGUUAGCUCCCAGCCCCACACCAGCUGUACACAGAGCACCCAAUGGUCACUCUCGAACCAAGAUGAUAACAGCCUCCAUCAAGACUGCUCGGAAGAGUAAGAGGGCAUCAGGCUUGAGGAUAAAUGAUUAUGACAACCAGUGUGAUGUUGUUUAUAUCAGUCAACCAAUAACAGAAUGCCACUUUGAAAAUCAAAGAUCCAUAUUGUCUUCUCGGAAAACAGCCCGAAAGAGUACCCGGGGAUACUUUUUUAAUGGUGAUUGUUGUGAAUUGCCAACUGUUCGCACACUGGCCAGAAAUUUACGCUCCCAAGAAAAGGGAAGCUGCUCACCGAUAGCACCAGAGGUAGUGGUGACUCCCAAGCAGACUCUUACACUUCCCACCUCAAAGCACAUAGUAGGUGUGCAGCAUCCAACAGUAGAUGUGCAGCUUCCUACAGUAGGUGUGCAGCAUCCAACUGCAGAUAUACAGCUUCCCACAGUAGGUGUGCAGCAUCCAACAGUAGAUGUGCAGCUUCCCACAGUAGGUGUGCAGCAUCCAACAGUAGAUCUGCAGCUUCCCACAGUAGGUGUGCAGCAUCCAACUGCAGAUGUACAGCUUCCAACUGCAGAUGUACAGCUUUCCACAGUAGGAAUGCAACUUCUGCAAGAAGAUACCCCUGACGAUCCUGGGAAGGAACGAACCUCCCUUGAGGAAGGAGACAAAGACAUGUCAUCAGCAAAAGAGUACCAGGAGCCAGAGGUUUGCCUUACUGUGAAUGAACAGGAUCCUAGCAGCUCCCCUACUCCAGGAGAGACCACAGCCUGUAGCCCAGCAUGUCUUCUGCCUGCACCCCUCCCUGAUGAGGAUAUGCCUAAUGUUCCAGAAGGCAGCAUUGCGGUCUCACCUCCAACAGCAAGUGUACUAUCUUUCCUUGAGCAAGACCAGCCACCAGCUUCUCCUCUGGAGUCAGAGGAAAUGCAUACACUCCAGGAGUGUCACCUGACUCCCACAACCGGAAGCUCCCCCUUCAUCUCUGGGGAAGACAGUGAAGACCAGCUAUGUAGACCUCAGUCUUCUCCUGAAACAGUCAUCAGAGAAGAGCAUUCUCUGUGCUCAGAAAAUGAAAGUCCUGCUGUGGGUCUCGAUCCUCCCCUGAGUCUAGAACUGUCUGAGCAUGACCAAAGCAUCAGUACUGAGGCUGAGACUGGAGCUAUCCCUGGGGAGGCGCUGUUGCUAGAAGCCGCCCCGCCCCUCCUGGAAAGCAGCAUUGUCAGUGAUGAGAACCCGGGUGAGACCGAGGGAGGUGAGGCAGCCAGUGGAACUGGACAGCUAGAAAUACACCGUGAUAGAAAACACUCAUCAGAACAGGAUCUGAGUGAGGCAAACUUGGAUUCUCCCGAAGAGAAUGUGGACAAGAAGAAAAAGGGUAAAAAGCUCCCUGAGGCCUCUGAUAGAUGCCUAAGAAGUCAACUUGUAGAUUCAUCUUCUGCUGACAGGUGCCCAGGAAGCCAAGGUUUAGAUUCAUCCACUGCUUGUUCUGAAAUGAAGGUUUCUAAAAAUCCUGCCGUAAAGCAUUCUAAAAGAGAAGGGCGCUCUGGUAGGGCAACCCCCGAGGGCUCAGUGAUUGACAGCAUCCAUACAGAUGAUCUGGAGGACACCGAAAACCCCAGUGUCGGUGAACGUUCCUCUGAUGAAGAUACCACGCAGGAAGGUGAAGGAGUUGGAGUCAUCACAAGGCAGACUUUUAAAAGCAUGCUGGCAAAGGAAGUUAAAAGAGAAGAAGGGGAGACUUCCCCAAGCAGUGACCCCACCACAGUUGGCCAGCCACUGCCUGGGAAGAACCUGGAAAUUAAUGUCUGGUCCAAAAUAGAUGAGAGAGAUGCACAUGUGCCCUCGGAAAGCAUUCCUUAUAAGAGGGACCCGGAGCAGGUAAAAGAGAAGCCAGGACACAUUGCCACACAGGAUGUGGAAGCCUCUGUGAGUGAGGUAGACGUUGAGGAUACCCACUCUAAAGAUGAUGCUGGCCUUCCUUCAUCUAGCUUAGCUGGGAUAUCAGCCAGUCAGAAUGGUGAUCCUGCUGGGCCAUCAAAACUGGUACUAAGACCUAAGAGAUUGCCUUCUUCAACUUACAACCUGAGACACGCUCAUUGUGUGGAUGCCUUGGACACUACAAAAGUGACUUCUGAAAAGCAAGUCACACCAGUCAGCCCAGCACCAAAGGAAAGUGAAGCUUCUGAGAGUGUGGAGCCCUUGGAUGAGGACGAUGCAGACACGGUGGUGGAAGAGCAGCCCAAGUUCGUGGGAUGGUGUGCAGAGGAGGAGAACCAGGAGCUGAUCGCCAACUUCAACGCCCAGUACCUGAAAGUUCAGAAAGGCUGGAUCCAGUUGGAGAAAGAAGCACAGCCAACGGCAAGAGCAAAGAGCAAGUCGGACAAGCUGAAGGAGAUUUGGAAGAGCAAGAAGAGGUCACGGAAGUGCAGGGGCUCAUUGGAGGUGCAAAAGUUUUCUCCUGUUCAGAUGCUGUUUAUGACAAACUUCAAACUGUCUAACAUCUGUAAGUGGUUCUUAGAGACAACAGAAACUCGGUCUCUGGUCAUUGUGAAGAAACUAAAUACUCGUCUUCCAGGAGACAUCCCCCUUGUUAAACACCCUCUUCAGAAGUACCCUCCUGCCACCCUGUACCCCAGUUCACUACAGGCAGAACGCUUGAAAAAACACUUAAAGAAAUUUCCCGGAGCCAUUCCUGCUAGGAAUAAUUGGAAACCACAGAAGCUGUGGGCUAAACUUCGAGAGAACCCUGGCCAGGUGGAGCCAGAGGCUGCCAGUGACAGCAGCCUCGGCCCUAACGGUGAAGACACUGUAGAGGAAGUCAGGGAAGGUAGAAAUAGCCAUCCUCCCGCCAACCUGCCUACUCCAGCCAGCACCCGGAUCCUUAGAAAGUAUUCCAGUAUUCGAGGAAAGCUCAGAGCCCAGCGCCUGGACAGCUCACUGGGCGGACCCUCCGAAGUUAAGCAGGGCCGCAAGAGCGUGUGCAUCAACCCGCUGAUGUCUCCCAAGCUGGCCCUCCGGGUGGGUGCAGAUGGCUUUCCUGUCACCCCCAAGAGGGCUGAAGGACGCAAGAGGAAAAGAGGGAAGCAGAUGCCUGAAACCUUGCUUAAAGUGGAAGGUCAGAACAAGCGCAAAAGAGCAGAAGGCUGCGGAACUCAGGAUGAUAGGGACAAGGGGCCAGCAACAAAAGCCAGCAGAGGCCUUUCUGCCAAGAAGCUAGCUGCAAAGGACAGAGUCAGCCAACUAUCCAAGAAGAUGACCUUGAAAGAGAAUAAAGUGAGAAUCUGUAAAAAGGCUCCCGGGAAGAGCUGCCCACCAUCCAGGAAAGAAAAAGAGAAUGCGGACAAAAGGCCUAGCCAUCCUGCUGCAGCCUCUGAAGCGCUGACAAAGCCUGCCAAGCAAAAGGGGGCAGGAGAUGCCUCUACAAAGCCCCCCAAAGCCAGAGGGAGAAGCAGGAAGCUGAGCAGUGGCAGGGGCCGAGCUAGACCCUUGACAAAAAGCCCAGAGACCCAAGCUGCCCAGAGAAAGAGAAAGCUCAAGGCCAAACUGGACUCUUCACAGAGCAAACGUCGACGCUUAGAUUCCAAGUGAGAGCUGGAUGGCCCCGAGAGAGGCUGGCCUCUACAAAAAACCUUUAUCUCGCAUUAACAAAAUCUGCUUUUAUAAGCUUGUUAAGCCUUUCACGUUGCAGUUACAGAGAACACCAGUUUGAGAUGUCAGAAAAUGCAUCUCAGCUAGAGACGGGAACUUGAAGAGAGAGUCCUUCUCCAUGGCUAAGGGAAGUUGUACAUUAUAUUCUGGUUGUUCCUUGGGUUUUAAACUUGGAAACAAGCAGUUUUUGUUUUAAGAAGUACAGUGCCUUAUUUAUCAUUUUUGUUUAAAAUUUGACAAAAGCUGAGAAGCUGAUGUAUGUGACUAAAGGCUUGUAUUUUAUACUUGACGCACAAGCACUUGCUCUGUCACUGAGGAGGCCACCGCUGCGCAUGCGUGAGCGAGUGAGGAGCCGGCAGCAGCUGCCUGUGCGCCCCUGGACAGGUGCACCUUGCAGACCGCAGCACAACUCCCCUUCCUGUCUGUCUGGUUUUUAUUUGAGUGAUAUUUGAAAGCUGAACCAAAUCAUUUCUAUGGUAUGUGGAGAAUGCAGGGGAUUUAUAAUUAUUAUAAGAGAUUAAUGUUUCUGUUUCCUUCUAAAACUCAUAUUAUCACCCCUUCAUCUUUUUUUAAAAUCAUUUCAGAUCAUGUUCUCUAAUUUGUGUGCCCAUGGGACAAAAGAUGUGCUAGAAACACCCCCCACCCCCAAACUGUGUUACUACUAACACUUGUCAUCCUCCAGUUUGGGACCUUGCGAGCAUGGUAGUACUGCUCUGUGAGGUGUGUGUUCUAUUCUGUUGCAGCUUUUUGUAUAUGUUUUCAUCUUGCAGCUAUCAUUUGACCAUUAGGACGAGUGAUUCUUUGUUUCCAUUCUUAUGCAGAGUACUUCCCUAUGCAGUGAAAGUCAGCAUGUCUUUCCAGCAGUAGGAAAGCUUAGCUUUGUGCAUAUGCAUCUAGGUGUAUCUGCAUUUAGUUAGUGUCUCCUGGUACUACUUUCACAGGGAAAUUCUUUCUUUCCCAUACAGCGUAUCUGUAAGCUGAGAAAUUAGCAAUGGCCAGAUUGUUUGCUAGUAAUCCAGUGUCUCCAUGCACAUCCCUAAUACCACUUUCACAUCAGACUUGGAGAGCAGUGUCCUUGAAAGACUAGGACACCCAGGCAGCUGCAAGAAGCUGCCCAGAAUCUCAGUGGAGCCACACCCCCAUCCCCAGCUGAGUGAAGCUCAGCUGAGACUCUCUGAUGUGACUGUUCGUGCCUGGAGUAGGUGUCUGUCUGGAGUAGGCGUCUAUACCCAUUGAUAGUUCCAGCCUCGUGGCUAAAUGCUUGCAGUAUUGCCCCUCCCACACCGCUUCACUGAGCCGUGGCUCUGAAAUGAGAACUGCAAUAAUUGAAAGUGGUGAUGCUUGCCUUUCCUGGGUGGAGCCUAACACAGCCCCAUUGGCUUCACUCAAUGCUUGGGACAUUGCUCCAUUGUACCGUGUGUACUUGACAUUUCCAUUGGGCCAGUCAGCAAACCACUUGGUUGCUAAAGCCUCCGUCAGCUUUGACGUGUCCUGUCACCAAAAUAGGCUUGCGUGGACAGCUGCUGCCCUGUGCUUAUUAAAAGUUUCUACUUAGGUUGUUUCAGAUCUUUUUAGAUCAACCCAGAUGCACUUCUUUUAUAUGCAAAUCAUGAUAAAACAGGCCUUCUACCUAUUUUGCUAUUGUUAAAAGUUUGCUGCAGAUAAUGGAAACUUGUGAUAAUUGGGUAGGACUGGAGCAUUUGAUUCAUGAGAAAUUGAGAAUUGUGUUGAAUUUCACGGAUAAUGAAAGUUGUCGUUUCCUUGUUUUAAAUGUCCCCUCUGUCCCAUGAGCAUUCAUGGGCUUUCCCCUUCACUGCCUCCUCCCCCACCCCUUGCUUUCCCCACUCCCCAUUAUUCUUUUUAUUAUCUUUGACCUUGACCAUUCACAAGCUACCUAUCGUAAUGAGACUGCUGAGUGUGUGCUCGAAACUCUUUCUCAGCAUUAAGUUGCACAGAAGCAUUAAUAUGUUUUAAGUAGGUUCAUUUUAAUAUUUAAAAAAUGGUUUUAAGGCUUAAAAGAGCUUUUCCUAUAGUUCUCACUGGAUAUUGUUGUUGUAGUGACUUAAACAGCCAAGGCUUACUAAUGUGAGGUGUGUCAAUGCCUGUACACAGGAGGCGCCCUUGGCUGCCUGGUGACUCCCUUGUAAGGUGCUUGGGUUAGGUUAGAGGGAGGAGGGAGUGGUAAGUUGGUGGGACGCUUCCUGUUCCAGGUUCAUACUUCAUUCCAGUACUUUUCUGAUUGUGUUUUCAGUUUUAAAAGCGUCUUCAAGAUAGUAGCCUGCAUUUGAGGGAUCUGUGUGGAAGUGUUUGUUAUAUACCCAACACAACAGUGCAGUAGACAUCCUUAACAGCUUGCACUUGAUAGUAGUGACUACAUUUAUGUAAAUGGACAUUCUACAAAAUUUGGACAUUUAAGUUUUUUUAAUUGUUUCACAUUUAUUGAACUCACUUUUGAUGAUCUGGUUAAUUUUGUUAAUAGAAGAAGGGAAAAGAAUCAAAAUUUGACAGUAGUUCUAGACUUUUCUGCACCCAUAGCAGAUGCUGGGAAAUCAUCCCUUCAGCAUCUCCAUCCAGGCUUGGCCUUGACUCCAUUCCCUUUGUUUCCUUUCCUUCUGUAGCCAUUUUCAAAUACAACUUGCCAGCAUAUACAGUGCACUCUGCCCCGCAGUUUGACCCCGAGUCUGAAAGGCAUUCUGCUCCUGGCCCUGUGCUCAGUGUAGUGGCUGUCCUAAGGCUGGAGCUGAAGUCAAUGCCGCAGGACUGGUGUUCCCUCUGCUCAGGAUCUAGAAGAUGCCCAAGGAGCUAUCUGAGAAGCUCUGUGUAGCUUGCCUAGAGCGCAGCCUGCUUUGGGGACCCAUCUUCUGUCCUGUUAGACUCCCUAGUAUGGGCCUGCUGUCUCGCUGGGGUUCAGAGUCUCGCUCACCCAGGCACUUUCUCUGUUCUGGGAGCUUCCAGCAUAGGAAUGUUACCUGAGUCUAUUGAUCCAUAGUUGCUAGUUCCUGGGAGUCACUGGGUUUUGCUGUUUUUAUUUUUGUUGUUGUUUGGUAGUGGUGGGUUUCUUUAUUGAAAAUUUUACACUGUCUUAUUUAAACUACAGUCAAGCUAUGAGGUGUGUGCCUCAUCAUUCUGUAAUGGUUUAGAGAGAAGAGUCAUCCGUUUCCCCCAGGACCCUCUGAGCAUCACUCAGCCACAGGUGAAUUUCUCACUGUGCACAUAAGUCAUCAGCAAGCAUCACUUCAAGACAGAUGCUUUAUAUCAGGAUUUGGCCUGUUUCCAGCCUUGUGAUGGCUGCUGUAGUAAGUAAGAGCACAGCUGUCACUCAUUUAUGGGCAACAUUUCUAUUGAUUAGCAGGCCUGAGAGUCCCAUAGGAAAUGACACCAUGCAAACUGGAGAUUUUGUGGUGUUGCCAUCCGAAGUCUGUGCUUGUCAGAAUACCAGAAACAGACUGAAUAACCCAAGAAGCUGUCCGUAGCUGGAGAGCCACCUCCAUCCCUCUGGUUUUACCAGUGCAGACCUCCUCUUACUCACCUGUGAGCUGUUCCAGACAUGCAAAAUGUGGGCCGGCUGCUCAUGUGUAUAAAUAAAGUUUUAUUGUCAUAUAACUAUGCCCAUUUGCUUAUUGAUUAUCCAUGGAACAGUGGCCAUGAAGUCCACAAAGCCUAAAAUAGUUAAUAUUUAUAUCUUUGAAGAAGCCUGCUGACCCCUGCUUUAGAAAAUAAUCUUUUGGGAAUAGAUCUUCCCCAUUCCUCUUCUUGUGCCUCACACCCUCUGUCUCCCACGCUGCCCCCCAUCUCAGUUCCAUCUUUUAAGCGCAUUUCUGUGUUCUCUUGCUGUAAGAGAGGCAUGUCAUUGAGACAGUUUCAAAGUAACUCAGCUCUAUACAAGCAGUGUGUCUCCCUUUAAGUCCCUCCCCCGCCCCUCAGUGAAGCCACCACAGCCUACAGACCAGAAUACCUGAACAAGCUGCCUUUGGAGUUCGGAAGUCAUGUGGACUGUCCCAUGGUUCGCUCCCAUCGUUUCUAAUCAUAGAACUGCCCGUAGCUUCACUUGUUUACUAAAAUAAGCCAAGACUGACUGUGAUGGGAUUAGCUGUGCUUCUCUUGGACUUAAGAGUUCUCGGCGCCACAUGUAGUUGUGGGAAAGACAACCAAAGCACUCUUUAUAAUGGACUGCCAUUGAUCUGUUUUCAGUCACACACUUUCAGAAUAAAUUUACUAAAGACAAGCUAACAAUAGAAUGGUGGUUUUGAACUGCUAUAGAAAAGAAGGACAAAAAAAAAAAAAAAUUAGAGCACGUUUAACCUGAGUAUGACUAAGGAGUUACUGAUUGUAUCUUUAUAUCAAAUCCAGUCAGCUUCCAGAGUGUUAGUCCUCCCCUCCCUUCCCCCCAAAACUCAAAUAAAAGUUUCUAUUCUGCAUUCCAGAAUGAAGUUAAAUAUCACACCAAAUUUAAAAGAUGGGACCUUGUCUCCUAAUUAGUGGACAGCACUGAAAUUUGGACUCCGGGCCUGAUGUAAGCUAGGCAGACAUUCUACCACUGAGCUCUAUCCCUUGCCCAAUUAUUUUGAAUUUUUUUAUAUUUUCUUAUGACUUAUUAGCCACUGAAAUGCUAGAAUGCUUGAGAUAUAAAGUCACAUCUGUGUAUGUAAAGCAGUCCUCAUAUCCACGCAGCAGGUACUUUUCCCUGUGCUUGCUCCCAAAUCCUUUGCAAUGAAAAGAUACUUUUAGAAACUUAAAAACCAGCAGCACUUGGAAACUUGCCUUUUGAGACAGCUUUCAGAAUAAUUCAACUCUUGGAAAUUCUGAAGAGUCCUGUCACCUAUAAGGGAUGGAUGGUAAGGCCAGCCACUUCGCAGUACCCCAUUAUUCUACACACGAGUAUGAGCAGUGUGCAGAAGCUGCCCUUAUUCAUGCUUUUGUUUUUGGGUUUGAGCCGUUGCCUCCUCAUGGGAUUGUCCUCUCUCAGGCUCUAGGAUGGUGUCUUUCAGUACUCUGGACCCAGCCCUUCCUCUGGCAGACAGGCAGCUGCCCAGGCAUGUGUGCCAAGGAAGGAGACACUGAAGCUUUCACACCCUGUGGGCCCAUCCUGUCUGACGGGUGCAGUUUGUAAACCACUUGAAAGUCUAGACUGCCUGCCUGAAGAGCAUCUGGGUGCCCAUGGUAUUAGAAUACACCAGAGGUUUGAUGAAUGGAUUUACACUUUUUGAAUUGGACAAGCAGAAAUAAUAAAACAAUUAACAAACUAUAUGUGGUCCAUACUACCUAAGAUGCUUACUACCUGACUUUUUAGGUAGGUCAGUGUACUGAUCUUUGCAAAAGUCACUAUCAAAUUGUGUGAGCAGUUAGGCACAUGGUUUCUUUGUGCAUAUAGGCCAGCACUGCAACAGUCCUUUUGGGUUUGGGGUAUCUUGCUUGUCUGUCUCAGCACACAGUUGUCUUUGUGCAACAUUCUUGAUAGUGCUUCUAAGGAAGAAAGAUGAAUUGUGGAUAUAGCAUAUCUACUAGGAUCUAGUUUAAAGUACAGUCUUGAAAAAUACAAUCAUGAUUGUUAUGCAUCACAGUGAACUUGACUGGUAGAGACAUUCCACCAGCAGUGACACAUGCUGAUUUCCAGUGAACAUACAGUCUGAAGUAGUGCCUCUCUGAAAGCAUAGGAACUGGUAGUUUCAUACCCAUAGCCCUCCAUUUCUCUUCUGUACCUAGGAUAUGUGCAGAUUUACAAUUCUCAAGUUUGGUCAAUAUCUGUGAAUAUAAGUGGCUGAUCUUUGUGUGUUUGAAAACUGAGUCCAGGCCAUGCAUUUUUGUUGGCAUGGCCAGUGUGCCAAAGGCACCUCAUCUGUGCACCAGCAGCUUUAGGCAGAACAAGUCCAGGGCCCUCUUGGUCAGGCCUGAAGCAGCUCCUCCUUUGGGGAGUCAUUCUUGGUACCUUGCCUUUUCUCUCCCCUUCUGCCUAUGCCACUGGCCCCCUUCUGGGUGGCAUUUUCUCUGGGACACUCCCUCCCCUAAAGUGCUUCUCUGAAUGCAUACAUGUCAUAUGAGAAAAAUUUCUCUUCAUUGCUAGAUUCUCACAGUGUUUAGUGGACUGGGUCUAAAUGCCAUUCAGUGAUCACCUUUCCCCCACUCCAGUUGGUACCAUGGUGUACAUCUCGUGUUGUGUUGUAGUUAGAGCUGUAUGUAGUGUUCGGAAGCAUUUGUGGUAAAGACACUAUACGAAUAAGAUUUGCAUAAUUUUGUAUAUUUAUACCCCAGGUAGGGAUUAUUGCUAGAGCCGCUGUGUCGUAGGGUAAUUAAUUUCACUAGUGGCUUCUACGUUCUUAGUAGGUUCUAGGAGGCUGUGUCAGUGACUGGUUUCAAAUACAUAGAGUGCAUAUUUAUACACACCACUGUGGAGUUUAUUUUACUGUGUAAAUAGUGAUAUUUUCCUGUUCAAAUGCUUCUAUACAAAGUAUUUAUUUUAACAAAAUUAGUUAACUGUCAAAAGGGCUCUCCAAAAACUUCUUGCCAUCUGUUCUCCCAGCUCCCAUGCUCAGCUCUCAACCCCUAAACAUUACAGUAAAGGCAGGAGGCUGUAACCGGGAAACCCUUACUGUAUUUGGGUAAACACAGCGUAGAUCGGGAACUUUAAUGCUGCUCCCUCUGAUGCUCCAUCCCAGACCAAAGUGGGGCUUGAAGGGGUAUAACUUCGCUCAGCUCAGCAUCAGGGCUUCCCAUAGCAGCCCAACUCACACAUGAACCAUUGGUACAUACGUUCAGCUGUUCACUUCCAUGGCCUGUGCAGGAAUUGACCUUGGUUGUAGUCCCAGGACAAGCAGACUCAUGCCUAUGCAAUGAGGAGAAACCAAAACCACUGUGGUUACCAAUGUGAGCUUCUAGUCUGGGCUUUCAGAAUUCAUGAGAGUCAUCCUUUCACACAUCGAUAGGAGACACACGUCACCUUCUGCACAUUGAAAAAACUUGGGAACAUCUUGGCUUUCCUCCUCAUCCUUUCCCAUCAAGCAUCUGUGCAGAUGUGGUCCCAUUCCACCCAUCUAUAACCCAUGGUUCUAAAAUGUAUUCAACUUUACUUCUCAGGAGUCCUGGUCUGCAAUUCAGAGCACCCUAGAUGUCAUGAAACCAAUGCUUCAUGGUUAUGCAUGGCCCUUUUCCCUGUACCUCAUCCAUGGGCACCCCAUCUGUCACCAUGCUACUCUGCCAGGAUGGCUGGGUUGACCUGCAGCUCCAGGACUCUAGGGUGCUUGGAGACCAGGUAUGAAGGGAUUACUGUCAGCCAUUUGAACUGUAGUUUGCAUAUUUCCUAUGGCCUCCCUUUGUCUUUUCUAAACAAGGAAGGCACUUGAACAGCAAUGCUGGAGAAUGUUUUUCUAAGAUGCUGUUUGUAAGCAAAUCUGAUUUUGAGAUGAAAUGUGAAUGGAUAACUAGGUGCCAGGGAAUUUAGCACUGAACUAGACAGUCAAAACUUUUUUUAUCCUUUGCAGAAAGUAGAUUCUGUUGUCAUCUAAAUAUUCACAAGAUGUAAUGCUGUAAAUAGUUUUCUAAAAAUAUUUAUUACAUGUGCUGUAUGCAGACUCAUGUUCUGAGUGAUGUUGGUUUGCAUUGUAUUGUAGAAGAAUAUAUUUUGAGUGGUGGACUUCUUUCAUACUACAGUUCACUCAUGGAGAAAGAAACAAAACCAGCAGGUUGAGAGCUGUUUGGGGCAUUUGAUCUGUAAUGGACCAUCCAAUCCAAGCUUUAACUGCCCCCUCUUCUCAUCUGGUUGUGUUAUAUAUAUAUAUAUAUAUACAGGUGUACAGUAAAUUGGUCAGUGCCCGGGUCUGCAGAGCAGACUUCCAGGUGUUCUUUCUGAUGUGUUUCCAUAGCAAUACGACCCCAGGUGCUGACCAGUCCUGUUGUCUCAGAGGAUCGGGUUGGGGAACAGCUCUUGCGAAGCCUCUUGCCUUUCCUAAGAGGCUGCUUUACUUGAAUUGUUGCUUCUGUUUCUUCUGCACGCUCCCAUGUCUCAGAGCUGUAGCAGUGUGUGGGAACUCUCCUAGCACCAGACACAUCAAAAGUGGACACGCCAAUUGAAAGUUAGCGAUUUCCCAGAAACUUGUAGUUUCCAGAACAGAUGAGACAAAGCUCAUUUGGCCAUAGAAUAAAUGUAAGGAAUUUUUACCUGAGAAACAUGUGGCCUAUUUAUUAUAUUUCCCCCUGCUCUGACUCACCUUUAGAAGCCAGCCUAUGUCCUGCCUUCUGCCUCUAUGCCUCAGCUCAAGAUGUCCAUGGUCCCGAGAGUCUGCUUAGGCUCUUAGUGUGUCCAACUCUAUUGAGCAGCCUUUCUUGUGACCGUCCUAAACUUAAUGAAAAGGAAUACCCACACCCAGAUAACCAGUUAGAAGUGAUGUAGUUUUUUAGGCUUUUGGAAUAUGUCUCUCUUUUUUUAAUAUAUAUAUAUAUUUCUGAUGGUGUUUGGGAUUUUUCACUAGUGUUUUUUAGAUUGAAGUGGGUGCAUUAAGGUAAACUUUCCACUGCUGAGCCCAAAAGCGUGCAGAGGAAAGAACUUGCCCUGCAUUGUGUUGUUGGGGAGGUGACUACUUCUGGUGAGGGGUGGGGGGAGGGUCCUGUAGAUGAUAUGGAGGUGAAAUAGAAAUUCUGACCAGACAUUUCCUAAGUAAGUCUUUGAUAUUUUAUAAUGAAAAUCCCCACCUUAGCCUCGCUUAAUCUCAAUGUAAGCCUGCUGUUUACCCUCAGGGAACAAGUGGUUUUCACAAUUGAGCUCCUCCAAGGUCCUGGGCCAGUGCCUGCGGACGCUGGUCAUCUUUGUGAUCUCAUGGCAUUAUUUUCCCAUAUGCAUUAUGACAUGAAGAAGUUCAACCCCACCCUGUAUGAAAAGCACAGCCCAGUGCCCUUAUUUAGGCUAGUGUCAAGCCUUUGAGGGGCCUGGGGGUCCUAGGAGGCCCAUGCAAUUUAACUGAAGCUCAGGUGUGCAUUGGAUUUUGCUUCUAUUAGGCCACAACCCUUCAGAAUGAGUUUAGGGCAGGGGCUACAGACCCGGCUCCGGUUCAGGGAGCUGAGUCUCCACCGUUCUCAAGUUUUUCCUGGUCCCUCCUGGUGGUGUUGCCGAGGUCAAUCUUGUAGGUGUUUGGAUGUGCUCCUUUCUGCUGUCUUGUGAGUCUUAGCCAGUGCUCCGGCUGCCCAAGAGCGGGGCCUCUGGAGGGUGCAGCCCUCCCUGACCCCGGCACCUUCCAAACUAGUCAAGUGAGAAGAGUCUGCCUUUAGCCACCGGGCAGAGCAGCAUGUGCUCUUGGGGCUGGAUUUCACUGUUAGUGAGUGUAGGAAAAUACUGUGUCUUUAAUGGAUGAAAAUUCAAUGUAUGCUGUGAAUCUGUUGGUUUGAAACAUUGAAAAUUUUUCAUUAGACAAUGUUUACAUACCUCACCUGAAGAACCUUUGAGAGUGUAUAUAUGAAAUUUAAAAAUAUAUUAAGUUGCUUUAAAACAGUAUGUAUAGCUAUAAAAGUUGGAGUUAUUUUAACUUUGAGUAUGUACUAAGUCUUUUAAAUAUUGAAAUCUUGUAGACUUUUUGUGCUUCUGUGUUUUUGCUUUUCCUGUUGGACCACAUAGAUAACUGUGUUCUUGUUAUUAAUAAAGGGGCCCACACUGAAAUCCAAGCUUGGAAGGAUUUCCUGUGGUGGUUAAGAUUUUAUGGUUUGGUUUUGAGGUGAUGGGGUGUGGAGCUAGAGGACGAUGUGUGGGAGGGAUUACUCUAAUGUUGACAUCUAUUCUGUGAGCUUUUUCAAGGCGCUUAUUUUAUUGCAGCAUAUUAAACUUCUUUGAUAUUAAA
Peromyscus leucopus (white-footed mouse) is the source of this 17389-nucleotide messenger RNA. RefSeq names its product ligand dependent nuclear receptor corepressor (gene Lcor). NCBI's taxonomy places the organism in Eukaryota, Metazoa, Chordata, Mammalia, Rodentia, Cricetidae. Gene Ontology annotation, molecular function: DNA binding. The transcript has 6 exons. The record is from RefSeq and is a predicted model, not a curated record. The coding region runs from base 2412 to 7511 and encodes 1699 amino acids.